AUGUAUAUUUUGAUGACUCCAACAAUGUAAAAACUAAAUUCCUUGCUUGAUUCCUAUAAAGCUUAUCGAGUGAAAUCAGAAUAAGAAUUAGGUGAAAGAUACAAUCUUUUUCAAUAAGCCAUAAAUGAAAAGCAUUCUGAAUAGUUAUUUCUUUUAAACUCGAAAUAUAAUGGAUUGUAUGAAAAAAUUUGUAGGGAGUGCAAACAGUCAAAUAAAACCUUCAAAAUUUCUUUCCUAAUAAAAGACCAAGAUUUUAAAUUGUUCAUUUACAUUAAUGAAUAUGAUGCACCACGCACAAUCGAAUUUUAACCUCUAAAUAGUUUAAGAAAAAUAACAAAAACAAUUUAUAAAGUUGUGCAUAUUGAGAAUCAAUUCGACUUGCCAAAAGUUAAUCUUCCAAAGGAUGAGUAGAAUAAGCAGGGUAAUUUUGAUUACUUUGGAGAAAGCCUUCUUUUGUUGCCAAACUAAAAUAUACUGAAAGGAAGAUUUAGCGAAACAGGGAUACCGAUUUAAAUUCCUACUAAAGUAAUAUACAACGGAAACAAUUGUUUUGAGUUAAAUUUUGCGAUAGAGAAGUAUAUACCGAACAUAAAUACAUUAAUGAUGCAAUCUCAAUACAAAGGGGAAAUUAAUGACAGAUUGGCUCCCGUAGGUGAAGGAACCUUUUCCAAUCCUAACUAUAAAAUAAGUGCAGUGUUUCGAGAUGGGUUUUACUAAGGUCAAGUUAAGAUUGUUACUCUCCCAGAAAAUACGAUAAAGUGUGUGACUAGGGAUAAUGAAAAAACUGUAUUGCCCAUUUGUUAUCAGGCGGACAAUUCUAUUGAUUAUUAUGUAUUCCAAACUAUAUUUGAGGGGAGAUGGAUUAAUCAAAAGGUUAUAGAUUACUACCUAUAUUAUGCAAGUAGUGAAAUAAUAAGAUUACAUGAGUGUGACAACAUUGGAGAUUCAAAAUACCAAAAUUAUGUGAUAAACUCUUGCGAUUCUGCAGAUAUAUUUUCUAGUGACAUCUUUGAACAAUAAUAUUACUCAAAAGAAUUUUGGAUGUCAUACUAGAAAAAAUAUAACAUAGAUAUUAAUAAUAAUAAGAAUAGAUACAUAUUUGCUUUGAAUAUUGGAAGAUCUCAUUUUGUUGUUUUAGUUUUGGAACAGAAUUAGAAGGAAGAGGGAACUAUAUAUUUGUUGGAUUCAAUACCUAACCAUUUCACUGAACAUUAAUAGGAAGUAGCAAUCAAGAAUAUUAAUGACUUAUUUCCUCGCAUAAAAAUAACAGAUAAAAGAAAGCUAAAUAGAAUAAAAGAUAUUGAAUAGCAGAGAAAUGGUUACGAUUGUGGAAUACAUUGCAUCUAUAAUUCCCUUUUGGUACUUAAGGAGUGGAAAAAAGAUAUGAACCAAAUAGAUUUUGAGAUAAGAAAGGAAGAGAUAAAGAAAGAGGCUUUGGAGAUAAAGGUUGAUUAGAAAAAGAAUGACGACUAUAAGGAUAAAAAAAAAAUAAGUAAGUUGCGCAGACAUAUAUAUUUUACGAUGGUUAACAAUUAAGCGCAUUGGUUGCAUUAUUGA
Paramecium tetraurelia is the source of this 1557-nucleotide messenger RNA. RefSeq lists its product as uncharacterized. NCBI's taxonomy places the organism in Eukaryota, Ciliophora, Oligohymenophorea, Peniculida, Parameciidae. The record is from RefSeq and is a predicted model, not a curated record. The transcript has 2 exons. Gene Ontology annotation, molecular function: cysteine-type peptidase activity. Gene Ontology annotation, biological process: proteolysis.